GCCGCAGAUUACAAUAGCCACGGCGAUCAUGCUCUGCCACCGCUUCUACCUCCGCCAGUCUCACGCCAAGAACCAGUGGCAGAUACAAAAUAUUUUCAUUAUGGCUAUCAGACCCUAACAUUAUGUGACUUUGUACCUUUGCUGGGGGUUAGUCGAGAGUAUUGUGUGUCAUAAGAAAACACAGGAGUUUGUGGGUCUACAGAUAUAUUCAAGGUGGCUUCAUUUGAAAUAUGUCCACAUGUGUGUACUUCACUCGGGUACACAUUAAGUGGUGUACUGGUCGCUCGGGUGGUAUAAACUGCCAUGAUGCUUCUUUUUUUAAAAAAAAAGAAAAGAAAAGAAAAGAAAAGAAAAGCUGAAACAUGAGUUUGUAAUCAUUCCUGAGGAGUCGAGCAGUUUCACCUUCACAAAUAAGAGGUCUGGGUGUGAGUUUUAGUUAAAGCAAUUUACCCGGAGCACCUAAAUUGCAAUUGUGGACGAAGGUGUGACCUUUUGGAGCAACUUUAUCGAACUUGAAGCAGCACUUUCUUAUAAUACUCGUAUCAACUGUAGCAACUGUUUGUGUAUUUCUUGCUUCAAAGAUGGAAGACACACCUUGCUUAUUAAAACACGUGGUCAUCGUGGCAUAUGAAACAAUGUACCAGAAAAACCCUGAUGCUGCUAAGAGAAUCCACCAGGAGCAGGAAGUUCUUGCAAAGCAGAAAGCGCUGAUUUUGGUGGGGGAGACACUAUUGCUUUCAACCAUUAGGUUUGAUUUCAAUAUACAGCAUCCUUAUGAACCACUAAAGUUCGCUCUGAAGAAACUGGGAAUCGUCCAGAAGGAACUAAGACAAUCUGCCAUGGCUCUCAUUAAUGAUAUGCUUCCAACUACUUUAGUUGUGCAGUUCAAACCACACUACAUAGCUGCUGGAUCACUAUGCCUUGCUGCCGAAUUUCACAAUGUUGAUCUUUCCCAGAAUGAGAUAAUAUGGUGGCAUGUGUUCGAUGUUGCUCUAGAUCCGUUGAAAGUUGUUGUGCAGCAAAUGUGUCAGUUAUUUAAGAAAAGGGCCCCAUGCUCUAUGGGUCCUGUUAUCAAGCCUGUACCAACUUCAAGUGCAAUGGAUAAACAUCAGAUCAAGCUGACUCCAACUCUAACUCCAAGUCCAAUGGAUAAGCAUCAGAUCUUGAUUCCAACUCCAGCUCCAAUAUAUAGACAUCAGAGCAAGCCGAUUCCAACUCCAAUGGAUAAACAGCAGAGCAAUCUAGCUUUUCAUCCGAUGGAUAAACAGCAGAUGAAGCCAGCUCCAACUCCAAUGGAUAAACAGCAGAUCAAGCUGGCUGCAGCUCCAGCUCCAGCUCCAAUGUAUAGACAUCAGAUCAAGCCGAUUCCAACUCCAAUGGAUAAACAGCAGAGCAAUCUAGCUCCAACACCGAUGGAUAAACAGCAGAUGAGGAUGGCUGCAGCUCCAGUGCUGACGGAUAGACAGCGGAUAGUAAGCGCCCCAGUUCCUGCUCUGAGGCACACACAAUCUUCAAGGAGAAAUUUUAGCGAUGGCAAUACAGAAGUUUCUAGUUGUGUGACUACCAGUAGUUCAUUUAACAAGAAUUCCACAGGCAGGUCACCAAGGAAUGAAGGGAAUUGGUACCGAGGAAAGAAUGAAGAGAAUCCGUAUUGGCGAAGACACAUAAAUCAUAACUUGGAGCAUAGGUUAGAAGAACGGUCUAAUCAGAGAACUCUGAAGUCUGAUCUUGCUUACCUUGUUCGUAGUGGGCCAAAGGAUACAAAUGCAACAGAGAUCAAGAAUCUGACCAGACAGAAGAGAAGAAUUCAAGAGGUUGGAGGGCUCCCAACUCCAGUUUAUAUGACUGAUACAAACGCUUGGAGGCAAGGUAGUGGUGUAAUUGUUUUUGAAACAACUUCAUCUCGGCAGAAACAGAAGGUCGAGAGAAGAUGAACCAUAGGAGUUGCUAUUUUUAUUUGGUAAUAUAUGCAGAGACUCGGAUCUCUGCUAGACUGCUGCUUUGAGAUAAAGGUGUCUAAUGUGGACGGGUCUGUAAAUUAAGUCACUCGUGCACAUCAAAUGCACCCAGCUUGCACAGAAAUGCCAUAUUAUCUCCAUGUACAAGCCUAUUUAGUCUUAUAGGCACGAAUGGAUAGUGAUGGAGAUAGCUGAUCUUGGGCACCUAGUGUCAUCUUUUAUUUUAUACUGAGCUGUGUGGCUCAGACAAAACAAAUUUUGUGGUGUAUAUAUAUAAUUUUGUAGCAAUGUCCAUGUGUAUAUUAGAUCGGUGCUCUAAUUCUGUUUACAUUUUCUCAGAUCGUCCAAUGCUAUGUACACUGUGGUUGUCUUUAC
Messenger RNA from Sorghum bicolor (sorghum), 2333 nucleotides. RefSeq names its product cyclin-T1-1. Gene Ontology annotation, cellular component: cyclin/CDK positive transcription elongation factor complex; nucleus. The record is from RefSeq and is a predicted model, not a curated record. Lineage: Eukaryota; Viridiplantae; Streptophyta; Magnoliopsida; Poales; Poaceae. The coding region runs from base 582 to 1934 and encodes 450 amino acids. Gene Ontology annotation, molecular function: cyclin-dependent protein serine/threonine kinase activator activity. Gene Ontology annotation, biological process: positive regulation of DNA-templated transcription, elongation; regulation of transcription by RNA polymerase II. The transcript is spliced from 6 exons.